CUCAUUCGAAAGGUUUUUGUGAAUUCCAUUACACUUUUAGUAUCACUUAUUUCUUCAAAGGAGAAGAAAAAACAGAAAAUGUCUGGCUGUAACUGUGGAUCUAGCUGCAGCUGCGGCAGCGACUGCAAAUGCGGCAAGAGGUACCCUGACCUCGGAAUAUCCGAGGAGAACACCACUGUUUCUGUCAUUGCUGGGUUUGCACCAACCAAGACGUACUUUCAGGAGGCGGAGAUGAGCUAUGGAGCAGAGAACGGCGGCUGCGACUGUGGCGCAGACUGCCAGUGCGGCUCGAGCUGCGCGUGCGGCAAAUGAUGGAUCAGAUUAUGAUCACAACAAUGCCCAAAAAGAACAAGAGUUCUCUCUAUAAAAAUAAGAAAUAAUAAAGGAAAAAAAAUGAUGUAGCACAAAUGUUUGGGGGAUUUUUGGGUCUAGUUUGGGUCUAGUUUUAUGAUAAAAGCGUUUGCUGUAAAUAAGACUGCCAUGGAAUUUUCUACAAAUCCCAUAUCCUAGGAUUUGUGGUUUUAUAUGUAUUCCAUGGCUAUUUCCAUGUUUGAUUUCUACUUUUUUUCAAUAGUUGUGUUUCUUUCCUGUGCUUUGCUAAUUUGUGUGUUUGAAGCGUGUUUGAGUUUGAAGUUAAAAGAAAAAGGACAAAUUGUCUACUA
Morus notabilis is the source of this 662-nucleotide messenger RNA. RefSeq names its product metallothionein-like protein 1. The transcript is spliced from 3 exons. Lineage: Eukaryota; Viridiplantae; Streptophyta; Magnoliopsida; Rosales; Moraceae. The record is from RefSeq and is a predicted model, not a curated record. Gene Ontology annotation, molecular function: metal ion binding. Bases 79 to 312 code for a protein of 77 amino acids.